This is a messenger RNA of Heterobilharzia americana, 1119 nucleotides long. The record is from the annotation of a GenBank genome assembly. Lineage: Eukaryota; Metazoa; Platyhelminthes; Trematoda; Strigeidida; Schistosomatidae.
AUGAAAAGAACUAGUUCUUGGCUAAAAUGUCUCCUAUGCCAUAAGGGUUCACAGAAGUCUCCGAAAAGUACUGAUUUUGACUUCGCUAAUUGUGAUAACAGGCCGCAUUUCAACAAUAUCAAGCAGUUGGACCAGGAUGGAAGUGUUAGGGAAACUUUGUCUUUUUCCACUGCUAGCCAGACUCCAGGUUGCGGGGAUGGGGGUUCAGCAAGUCUUGGUGACUGGUCUACGGUGCAUCAGGUUGAUAGUGUCGACGCCUCAAAAGUGAAUCUGUUGUGUGAAGGUAGUAGUAACAGUUCAUCUGCUGUUGUGGGUGUUCUUAGUCGACCAGAUUUCUGUGAUCGUUUAGAGUCUAUAGUAAGUCGUCUUGAAAAAAUCGCUAAAUUAAGUUCACCAGAGAAACCACCUGGGCUAAUUGCAUUCGAGUCACUAAUGUCAGGAAGUCUUAAGAACUACAUAGCAUGUAGCAAGAAGCUUGGAGGAAAUAUACUGUCUCAGUCGAAAUGUGUUCAUGAUGCGUUCGGUCUUGUCAGGGAUCUCAUCGAGAAUUCUGCCUUUUAUAACAAGCCAAGUGAAUUAGAAAUGGGUAUCCACCUAAAAGCUCUUCAUUUCAAGCUCAUUGAGAUCGCAAACUUCAGCGUCGAAGCUUUAUCGGUACGCAAACAUCAGUUAUCAACUAUUGCUGAUUCAGUUCUUAUACUAAACUGGGUUGGAACCUCAUCGGCGCUGCAGUUUGUCAAAGAAAUGAAGGACUCCACAUGGUUAUAUGCAAACAAAGUUGUUCAAUACUGCCGUACCGGUCUUCCACAACAUGUUGAGUGGAUGCACUCAUGGCUUGCUUGUUUGGAUGAACUGUGCACAGUUGUUGAAGAACAUUUUCCGUAUGGUUUGAAAUGGAAUGAUAAUGGUCCUAAACUCCCUUUACCAAUUGCUGAAAUACGUCCAGCUCAGCGUUCGCAGCAGAAUUGGGGUACUGACGUACACGAUAAAACCUCAGCGAAGCCUUUUCGUCCUAAAAUGGACAAUGAAAAUUAUGCCGUUGAAUCGUCAUAUUGCUUCUGUUGGGAGUCUGGAAAUGUGCCUUCUUUCGAAGUGAAACAAAGCUCCGGAUCAUGUUGA